CUGCAAUUUCCUUUUUUUUUUUCUCUUUUUUUCUUGGCUCUUCCUUUCAGGUAAGGAAAACCAUCUUUAGGAGGAUCUGGGGGUGUGGUAAAACAGGAACAGAAAGUGAAAACCCUAGCCAUCAUUCCUUUUUUCCUGUCAAAAAUCUUUUCUGAGCUUGGGGGUAACCGACUUUUAACAGAAGCGGCAAUAUGAGUCGUGGGCAAAUUGCUUUAAGUCAGCAAAGCUACUUUAUUGCUCACUUUCCAUCUUUCAAUUGAAAAGAAAGUGAAGCUAUCUUCGCUACCACUCAAAAAUAUUUUAAAAAUCUUUAUUUUGGACUGUGGGGUGGAGGUGGAGGUGGAGGUUCUGAAGCUGACCCGGUUAGUUCUUAAAAAUUCUUGCUUUCUUUCUUUCUUUAUUUGUUUUUUUUUUUUGGGUUGAUUGAAGAUUGGGCGUUUUACAGUUCAUAUCUUGUCAUCAAUCCGCGUUUCUUUUACGUGUUGUUUUCUUCUUCCCUUUCUGCUUUGCUUAUCGCGGGCUGUUUUCGCAGUCAGAUCUACUGGCUUGUCGCCGAAGGCAUUGAGGCAAUAUCGUGGUAGUUUGGUUUACUUUUGUUUUUCUGUUGGGACUUGGUUUCUGAGCAAAUGUAGGAAAAGGGAAAAAAAAAAUAUUUAGUGUGAAGUUUGUUUGUCUUUUCUUGACUUUUCUGAGGAAACGAGCAGGGGGUGGUGUUUAAUUGUUGAAUGAUAAAUUCUGCCACAGAUCCUUGAACUUAACUGUGACAUUGGUCUGUGUUUUGUUGAUGAUGAAUGCAGAUCAAGUCUGAUAGUUUGGAGUUGAUCUAGAGGAUAUUCGAGAUUUGUGGUUGAAUAGGGAGUUGUGAUUAUUGAACCAACGCGGUUUGUGGGUUUGUGAUAUUUACGAGAAUUGCUGAUUCGGAAGCUUAAAAAGACAUUUCAGGGUUUAUUGAAUAUGAAUUUGGAUUUUGAUUGAGACGUGGGAAUUGAUGCCGCUGAUAUAAAGAAUUUGGUGCUUUGGAGGUGUUGGGUCUGCAUUGAAGAGAUAGGUGUGCUGGAAAUGGCGUCGGGAGAAGGGAGACGACAUCGGAAUCUUGUGCCUCUUGCUGCAUUGAUCAACAGAGAGAUGAGGAGUGAAAAGAUGGAGAAGCCGACUGUGAGAUACGGGUGUGCUGCUCAGUCUAGGAAAGGAGAGGAUUACUUCCUGAUGAAGACAGAUUGCCAGAGAAUCCCUGGGAAUUCUUCUUCAACCUUUUCUGUAUUUGCGAUCUUAGAUGGACACAAUGGGAAUGCCGCAGCCAUUUUUACGAGGGAAAAUUUGUUGAAUCAUGUAUUGGGUGCUAUGCCUCGUGGGCUUGGACGGGAGGAGUGGCUUCAAGCUUUGCCUCGGGCUUUAGUUGCUGGGUUUGUAAAGACGGACAAAGAAUUCCAGAGCAGAGGAGAAACUUCUGGAACCACUGCUACAUUUGUAAUAGUUGAUGGAUGGACUGUGACAGUUGCAUCUGUUGGCGACUCUCGAUGCAUAUUAGAUACUCAGGGUGGUGCUGUCUCUACCUUAACUGUCGAUCAUAGGCUUGAAGAAAAUGUGGAGGAGAGGGAACGUGUGACAGCAAGUGGAGGUGAAGUAGGAAGACUUAGCAUUGUUGGUGGUGCUGAAAUUGGUCCGCUCCGUUGUUGGCCAGGGGGUUUAUGUCUUUCUAGGUCAAUAGGAGAUAUGGAUGUUGGAGAGUUCAUAGUUCCAAUACCAUAUGUUAAACAAGUAAAGCUAUCAAAUGUAGGUGGGAGACUUAUAAUUGCUUCUGAUGGCAUUUGGGAUGCUCUGUGCUCAGAAAUGGCUGCAAAAUCUUGCCGUGGGUUGCCUGCUGAACUUGCUGCUAGGCAAGUUGUGAAGGAAGCAUUGAGGACAAGGGGCCUAAAGGAUGACACUACCUGCAUAGUUGUAGACAUAAUUCCUCCUGAUAAUUCAAUACAGCCUUCAACUCCUCCAAAAAAGCAAAACAAGCUCAGAGCUCUAUUAUUCAGGAAGAGGUCACGUGAUUCUGUGAAUAAACUAUCAAAGAAGCUAUCAGCUAUAGGUAUAGUGGAAGAACUGUUUGAAGAAGGCUCAGCAAUGCUUGCUGAGAGACUGGGAAGUGAGGAGUGCCCAGGGCAGCCUACAUCUGGUCUUUUCAUGUGUGCUGUUUGCCAAGUUGAUCUUGCUCCAAGCGAGGGCAUUUCUGUUCAUGCUGGUUCCAUCUUCUCCACCAGCUCAAAGCCCUGGCAGGGGCCAUUUCUUUGUGCUGAUUGCCGUAAUAAGAAGGAUGCCAUGGAAGGAAAACGUCCCAGUGGAAUUAAAGUUGUAUAACUCUGUUAUUGUUUUGCCUCAUUUUUUCCCCUUCAGUCUAUUCUUUUAAUCCCAUUUUCCUCAACUGGGGCAAUUGUUUGAAUCUCACUACAAUGUUGUGUCAAAUGUAUAUGUAAUCUCUCCAAAUAAUGCAAAAUUAGUUUCAUUA
This is a messenger RNA of Vitis vinifera (wine grape), 2491 nucleotides long. Its product is annotated as probable protein phosphatase 2C 15. The coding region runs from base 1060 to 2343 and encodes 427 amino acids. The record is from RefSeq and is a predicted model, not a curated record. Gene Ontology annotation, biological process: protein dephosphorylation. Gene Ontology annotation, molecular function: protein serine/threonine phosphatase activity. Lineage: Eukaryota; Viridiplantae; Streptophyta; Magnoliopsida; Vitales; Vitaceae. The transcript is spliced from 8 exons.